GUGUCUGUAGUGGAAGCACAAUUGGAGUAUGCUAUGGCAGAAAUGCUGAUGACCUUCCCACCCCUGAUAAAGUAGCACAGCUGGUUCAACUUCACAAGAUUAAAUACAUAAGGGUAUAUGACUCCAAUAUCCAGGUUAUCAAGGCCUUUGCAAACACAGGAGUGGAGCUCAUGAUUGGGAUUUCAAAUUUAGACUUGUUGCCAUUCUCUCAGUUCCAGUCCAAUGCUGACACCUGGUUAAAAAACAGCAUCCUCCCCUACUAUCCGGCUACAAAGAUCACAUACGUAACUGUAGGAGCUGAAGUCACAGAAAUCCCUGAUAAUGUCUCUGCCCUAGUAGUACCUGCCAUGCAAAAUGUUCACACAGCUCUGAGAAAAGCUGGUUUGCAUAGGAAGAUCAAAGUCUCUAGUACCCAUUCCCUAGGCAUUUUGUCCCGAUCGUUCCCACCUUCUGCAGGAGCUUUUAAUAGUAGCCAUGCAUUCUUUCUGAGACCCCUGUUGGAAUUUCUUGCUGAUAACCAGUCACCCUUCAUGGUUGAUAUAUAUCCUUACUAUGCUUAUAGAGAUUCCUCAAAUAAUGUCUCCUUAGAUUAUGCUCUGUUUGAAUCAUCCUCUGAAGUUAUUGACCCGAAUACUGGUUUGCUUUACACAAACAUGUUUGAUGCCCAGAUAGAUGCUAUUUACUUUGCUUUGAUGGCUCUACAUUUCAGGACAAUUAGAGUCAUGGUCACUGAAACGGGCUGGCCUUCAAAAGGGUCAGCCAAGGAGACAGCCGCAACUCCAGACAACGCCCAGACUUACAAUACCAAUCUGAUUCGCCAUGUUAUCAAUAAUACUGGCACCCCGGCAAAGCCCGGAGAGGAGCUAGAUGUGUAUGUGUUUUCGUUGUUUAACGAGAACAGGAAGCCUGGUUUGGAAUCUGAGAGGAACUGGGGGUUGUUUUAUCCUGAUCAGACAAGUGUCUACAGCCUUGAUUUCACUGGAAGAGGUGCUGUGGACAUGACCACGGGAGCAAAUAUCACGAGUUCAAAUGGAACUUGGUGCAUUGCUUCAUCAACUGCUUCUGAAGCUGACUUAAAGAAUGCCCUGGAUUGGGCUUGUGGUACCGGGAAUGUGGACUGUUCUGCUAUUCAGCCUAGCCAGCCUUGUUUUCAGCCAGAUAGUCUAUUAUCACAUGCAUCUUAUGCAUUCAACAGUUAUUAUCAGCAAAAUGGAGCUACUGAUGUUGCUUGCAGCUUUGGAGGAACUGGGGUUAGAUCAAAUAAGAACCCCAGCUAUGACAAGUGUUUGUAUAUGACAUCAGGGAGCAACAAAACUGCUGCAAGUAAUGUUACGGCAAAUCCUUCAAAGUCUGCUUCUUCAAAUAUGAAUGUCUCUAUGUGGUUAUCUAGUUGCCUACUGUUGACUUUUCUCUCAUUCUUUUGAAUCCAGUCAGUGUCCAGAAGGAACUCAAUUUUGGUAGUGGUGGUAUCUUUGGAGAAGCAAAAAGGUUAUUUCCAUAGGAAUUUUUUUGAGUUGCAUGAAAGGGAUGUGCUCCUCCUCCUCCU
Molecule: messenger RNA, 1546 nt
Organism: Ilex paraguariensis (yerba mate)
Lineage: Eukaryota; Viridiplantae; Streptophyta; Magnoliopsida; Aquifoliales; Aquifoliaceae
Source: the annotation of a GenBank genome assembly